AUGUUUGAGAACCUGAGGAGCAUCUGCUCAUUGUGCAGCAGGACCUCACCAGCCGGGGACAGAGAAAAGGUGCGGGUUCAGUUAUCAGAGCCAGGUGAUCGUGGUCAACUUGCUUGGGCAUCUGGUAACUAUGCCACAGUUAUCUCGCACAACCCAGAAACAAAGAAUACUAGAGUGAAAUUGCCUUCUGGAUCCAAAAAGGUAAUCUCCUCUGCAAAAAGAGCAAUUGUUGGGAUUGUUGCUGGUGGUGGUCGUAUUGACAAACCCAUUCUGAAAGCAGGUCGUGCCUACCAUAAAUAUAAGGCAAAGAGAAACUGCUGGUCACGAGUCCAUGGUGUGGCUAUGAACCCUGUUGAAGAUCCCUUCGGUAUUGGUAACCUUCAGCACAUUAGUAAACUUUCAACAAUCAGAAGGGACGCUCCAGCUGGUAAUAAAGUUGGUCUUAUUGCUGUCCUUCGUACUGGUCAUCUACGUGGUACAAUGACUGUACAGUAG
This is a messenger RNA of Bombina bombina (fire-bellied toad), 495 nucleotides long. Its product is annotated as 60S ribosomal protein L8-like. Gene Ontology annotation, cellular component: ribosome; cytosolic large ribosomal subunit. Gene Ontology annotation, biological process: cytoplasmic translation. The transcript is spliced from 3 exons. Bases 1 to 495 code for a protein of 164 amino acids. Gene Ontology annotation, molecular function: RNA binding; structural constituent of ribosome. Lineage: Eukaryota; Metazoa; Chordata; Amphibia; Anura; Bombinatoridae. The record is from RefSeq and is a predicted model, not a curated record.